Molecule: messenger RNA, 894 nt
Organism: Penicillium maclennaniae
Lineage: Eukaryota; Fungi; Ascomycota; Eurotiomycetes; Eurotiales; Aspergillaceae
Gene: rad18
Product: E3 ubiquitin-protein ligase RAD18
Exons: 3
Coding region: 1-894 (297 amino acids)
Biological process (GO): DNA damage tolerance; protein monoubiquitination
Cellular component (GO): Rad6-Rad18 complex; nucleus
Molecular function (GO): ubiquitin protein ligase activity; single-stranded DNA binding
Source: RefSeq, a predicted model, not a curated record
AUGCUCUCUCUUGCGCAGAAGGAAGCGGCACGACUCGCAAACGGAGGAGAUGAUUCCCAGCAGCCUUCGGCCAAGAAACGGAAGGUCGACCACCCAGAGCAAGAUGAAGAGGCUCUAGUAGCGGAGUCAGGUUCGCAGCGCAUGCGCACGAGAUCACGCGGCGUAAGAGUGGACAUGCCAACCCAGGUCGAGGAACCGCAAAUUGUAGAGGAUAGCCAGGAUGACGACGAAGACUUUGUUCCAGAGGACGGACUAUACCCUUGUCCUCUCGAAUGCGGCAUGAGGAUGAAGGAGGCGGCGAUGUUCUCCCAUGUUGGUGUCUGUACUGGCCAAAAACUUCCGAGUCCCGCUAGACCGCAGAUAACCCUACGAUCUUUACCAUCCCAACAACGAGCUACGCAAAAUUUCGUUGACCCGCCCGACAGACUCCCCGCCAUAAAUUAUUCAUUAUUGAAAGAUGGACAAUUAAAGAAAAAGUUUCGAGAGCUUGGCAUCCCGGAAUGGGGGAACAGGUCGUUAUUACAGAGACGUCAUACCGAGUGGAUGAACCUAUGGAACGCUAAUUGCGACUCUCGGAAUCCCAAAUCAAAGAAGGAACUCCUCAAGGAGCUCACUAUCUGGGAGAAGACACAGGGAGGGGCACAAACAGCAAUCGCAUCGAAUGCGGAUGAGAUCACACGCAAGGAUUUUGACAGAGAGAGAUGGUCUUCUAGCCAUGAUGAUGAUUUCAAACGUCUGAUCGCGAAUGCGCGGAAGAAGAGUGAUGCUCAAAUAAGAUCCACAAUCCCUGGGGCUUCGCAGAAUUUCAAGCAGCAUGUACCAUCGCCGGCAGGACCCAUCGAACCUCCGCUAGAGAAAAGUGAUCCUGUUGUGGUUGACUCGGAUGGUCAUUGA